AUGGGAUGGACAAGUAUUUUGACCGUCAGUGUAUUUUAUGCAACGCUUGCAUGCUCAAUCCAGAAGUCUAAUGUCGACUUUUCAAAGUGUUAGCUCUGGAUGUGCGACGCGUGUGACAUGUGAAGUCAGAAAAAAAGAAACAGGACAUAAAAAAUUGUAAAUCGAGUGGCGCCUCGGUAAGGGAUGAACCCAGAAGGGUGGGUUUGUUGGUUAACGGAGAUACCCGAAGAAAUAAUGGAUUUAGAUGAAUUACUAUACACGGACCCGUCUAGACGUAUUCGUAUCAAGCCAAUUAAUUGUAGUGAAGGUGCCAUGAAGUAAAAUCAAAGGAUGAUGAUGGGUGAUCAGUUUCGUAGCAAAGUGGAGCAAUAUUCACCAAAAUCGUCACCCAGGGGUGCACGUUCCCCUGUUGUUGCGCGUCAGGAUUCUACAGGGACACUCAAAACAACCAUUUCCCUGGGAAAGAAUCCUUCUAUUGUCCACAGUGGACCUUUUUACUUGAUGAAGGAACCCCCUGGAGAAAGUGAACUUACGGGGGCAACAAAUUUAAUGGCCUAUUAUGGUCUGGAACACUCUUAUAGUAAAUUUAGUGGAAAGAAACUCAAGGAACAACUCUCUUCCUUUUUACCUAAUUUACCUGGAAUCAUAGAUAGACCUGGUCAUCUGGAUAACAGUUCAUUGAGAUCUGUUAUCGAAAAACCUCCAAUAGGUGGAAAAGAAUUAUUACCAUUAACUAGUGUCCAGUUAGCCGGUUUUCGUUUGCAUCCCGGACCUCUACCGGAACAGUAUCGUUAUGUCAAUCAGGCUCCACAAAGGAAACAUAAAAAUAAGCAUAAAAAACACAAACACAAGCCAGGAGAAGUACCCACGGGUCAAGAAGCAACAAUAACAGAUAUCGGUGGUUCGGAUACUCACGAGAAAAAGCACAAGAAACAGAAGAGACACGAUGAGGAGAAGGAGGCCAGGAAGAAACGGAAGAAAGAGAAAAAGAGAAAAAAACAGAAGCACAGCCCUGAACACACCGGAGGAUUAACGCCGUCUCAACAUUCCAAUUCGUGAUCUUUAAUCUUACCUUUUUUGUUUGUAUCAAACUUUUGACCUAAUACUAUAAUUUACAUGGACGCAAUUGAGCUUCUCCUUUUUGGUAAUCAAGAA
Molecule: messenger RNA, 1155 nt
Organism: Dufourea novaeangliae
Lineage: Eukaryota; Metazoa; Arthropoda; Insecta; Hymenoptera; Halictidae
Gene: MED19
Product: mediator of RNA polymerase II transcription subunit 19
Exons: 5
Coding region: 331-1059 (242 amino acids)
Biological process (GO): positive regulation of transcription by RNA polymerase II
Cellular component (GO): mediator complex
Molecular function (GO): transcription coregulator activity; transcription factor binding
Source: RefSeq, a predicted model, not a curated record